AUUGAAAUUCGAAAUCUUUUGGUUAUACAGUGGCAUCCGCCUGUCUCUCUGCUCUGAUUCUUGAGUCAACCUCUCUCUCACUCUCUGUAUCACACCAUCAUUGUUAAUGGAGGCUAAGCUCUCAGAAGCUGCUAUUCGGGCCAUUUUGUGGCCCCAGUCACCAUCUUCCUCAAGACCCGUCCAGCACUCUGCCUUGAACACGAAUCUUAACACAACCCACAAAUCCAUUCAAUCAAAUACAGCGACGAAAGGAAAAGGGUAUCGCCCUCUUCAAGUUUCGUCGUCUCCCAUCAGCUAUACGAGGAAGAAAAGGGUGGAUGAAAGUGAGACUUUGACUCUAAAGAGUAUAAGACGCUCACUUAUCCGACAAGAGGAUAGCAUAAUUUUUGGUCUUUUGGAGAGGGCUCAAUACUGUUACAAUCCAGACACAUAUGAUCACAAUGCCUUCUCUACGGAUGGGUUCCGUGGUUCUUUGGUGGAGUUCAUGCUUCGAGAAACUGAAAAGCUUCAUGCUCAGGUGGGCAGAUAUAAGAGCCCAGAUGAGCAUCCUUUCUUCCCAACCGAGUUACCUGAGCCGAUGCUUCCACCUUUGCAGUAUCCACAGGUUUUGCAUCCUUCUGCUGCUUCAGUCAACAUAAACAGAAAAAUUUGGAAUAUGUAUCUUAGAGAUCUUCUUCCAAGACUGGUAAAACCGGGAGACGAUGGUAACAGUGGAUCAACUGCUACUUGCGACACAAUUUGCUUGCAGGCACUCUCGAAGAGAAUCCAUUAUGGUAAAUUUGUAGCAGAGGUGAAAUUUCGAGAAUCCCCCUCCAGCUAUGAGGCUGCCAUUAGAGCUCAAGACAGUUCUCGGCUAAUGGAGUUGUUGACAUACGAAACAGUUGAGGCGGCAGUCAAGACAAGAGUGGAGAUGAAAGCCAAAACGUAUGGCGUCGAGGUAAGAAUCAGUCAAGAAGAUGACGCUUCCGAUCCAGUGUACAAAAUCAGGCCGAGUUUGGUUGCCAAACUUUAUGGAGAUUGGAUCAUGCCUCUGACAAAGGAAGUUCAGGUCGAAUACUUGUUGAGAAGGUUGGAUUAAAAUUUCGGCUGACAUGUUCAUCUCAGUUUUCACUUUAUUCGGAUAGAAAUUAGCUUUUGUUUUUACUUGGAGGAGGAAUCGGUUAAAAUGCUCUUGUAUGAAUCGCAGCAGUCGACAUAUUAGCAGAUUUUUGAUAGGCUUGAUAUACAAGCCGGACAAUCCCAGCGGUGAAUUGUCCUCGCAUGAGUUAAGGAGUUUAACAAUACGUUUAUGCUUGGUUUGUUUAUCAAGCGAGCUGAUCUGAAAUGCGUUUUGAGCU
Molecule: messenger RNA, 1337 nt
Organism: Rhododendron vialii
Lineage: Eukaryota; Viridiplantae; Streptophyta; Magnoliopsida; Ericales; Ericaceae
Product: chorismate mutase 1, chloroplastic
Exons: 6
Coding region: 107-1078 (323 amino acids)
Biological process (GO): chorismate metabolic process; aromatic amino acid biosynthetic process
Cellular component (GO): cytoplasm
Molecular function (GO): chorismate mutase activity
Source: RefSeq, a predicted model, not a curated record